Symbiodinium sp. CCMP2592 is the source of this 180-nucleotide messenger RNA. NCBI's taxonomy places the organism in Eukaryota, Dinophyceae, Suessiales, Symbiodiniaceae. The record is from the annotation of a GenBank genome assembly.
AUGGCACGGCAUGGGGAAGUGCCGCCUGUCUUUGGUUCUUCGAUCGCUCCGGCGUACGGAUCUGACAUGCUUCCAGACGAGACGGCUUCUGAAGGGAUUCUGAAAGCCUGUCGCGAAGGCGGGAGCGGGAGCGGAGUGCCUGAGAUUUGGAUCUUAAAGCCAAAAGGGGGUCAACUCUAA